GGUAGGAGAAACGUGAAUGUGAUGGCGGCUAGAGUCCGCUUGAAGAUGAAAUGCGGCAAAGCAUUGUCCUUCGUAUUUCUCGUGAUAGUGUGCUUUGUGAAUAUGGUGUGUUGUAUAUUUGAACAUAGACACUGUAAUCAUCGACAUCCGCAAGUUCAUGAGGUAAUACACGGUGUACACAUUGAACAUAAACACGAAAUAAUGAAGCGUAGCAUCAGUCAGCCUCUUAGAAUUCUACUUUCCUAUGAUGAGAGUGUCUUUCGGCUGGACAAUGAAAAAUUCGAGCUCAUUAAUAAUACAAUUCUGCCUGAAGCUGUGCAUUUUUGGGAGAGAGCUCUUAUGGUGCGAGCGACAAGAAACACCAUUCGACUGAAUAGGAAAUGCGAAAGCAGCCAAGUUUUUGUUAAGGAUCAUCAUACACAUUGCAUAGACACUUGUCGAUCUGUAACUAUGUGUGGUGAAGUAGUUGUACCUGACGCACAUCUUGACGUUUGUAGAACUUGCAACGCCACUGGACAUAAAUGUGGAGUGGUUGAGGGAAGUGUUGCCGGCGAAGGAAUUAAUGAUGCAGAUUUCAUAUUUUACGUUUCUGCAAUGCAAACCGAACGUUGCAAUAAAGGUUUGACAGUCGCUUAUGCCGCUCACUGCCAACAGGAAGCUGCCCUGGACCGACCCAUUGCUGGACAUGCUAAUCUGUGUCCUGGCAGUAUAGGCACAAAACCUCAAGAAUUAGAAACAUUACUGAGCACAGUGAAACAUGAAAUUUUACACGCCCUGGGCUUUUCAGUGAGUCUAUAUGCUUUCUACCGAGACGAAAAUGGUAAUCCCAGAACACCGCGAAGAAGUGAAACUGGAAAACCUCCUCUCAAUGAAAAAUUGCAAACUCAUCAAUGGAGUGAAAAUACAAUAAAGACAGUGAUCAGACGAAAUUGGCAAGUGCGUGGCACUACUGUGGAAAGGCCUAUGCAAAUGAUUGUAACACCCCGUGUUCAAGAGGAAGUUCGUGCACACUUCAAUUGCAAAAUGUUGGAGGGUGCGGAAUUAGAGGAUCAAGGCGAGGAGGGAACCGCAUUAACUCAUUGGGAGAAACGAGUUUUUGAGAACGAAGCAAUGACGGGAACACACACACAAAAUCCAGUUUACUCGAGGAUUACGCUAGCACUCAUGGAAGAUACUGGCUGGUACAGCGCAAAUUAUUCGAUGGCUCAGGAACUUGGCUGGGGCAAAAACUUGGGAUGCGAUUUUGCCAUGAAGUCAUGUAAAGAAUGGAUUUCAACAAGAUCGUCUCGUUUCUCAGGCAAGCUGAUUCAUCCAUUUUGUAACAAAGUGAAGCAAGAUCCACUACAAACGGAAUGUACUGAUGAUCGUAGUUCUGUAGCUUUGUGUAAUUUAGUAGAACAUCCUCAGCCACUACCAAGGAAAUAUCAGAAUUUUGAUUCAAUUCCGUACGUUACUCCGGGAAAGGAAAAGUUCUACGGUGGUUCGGUAUCUUUAGCAGAUUAUUGUCCGUAUACUCAAGAAUUUACCUGGCGGUCCAAGAAUAUUGUCGUAAGGGGCUCACAUUGUUUAUAUGAAGAAAACAAUCCACUUCCUGAAAAGAAUUUCGCUCUGGAAAAAUAUGGAACGCACUCUAGAUGUUUCGAUCAUACAAAUCAAAUGUGGGUGGAAAAAACUUGUAAACAAGCUAGAGAAUGGCAACACUGGGGUUCUGGUUGCUAUCAAUAUAAAUGUGAAACUGGAAGACUUCACAUAAUAGUUGCAAAUUAUACCUACACUUGCUAUCACGCAGGACAAGAAAUUGCAAUCAGAAUUAUGCAAAAUGAAUGGCUGCACAAAGGGGCCCUCAAGUGUCCACCUUGUAAGGAUAUUUGCCAGGCGGAAUUAAAAGCACAAGGAGAAUGGUGCAAAGCAGGGGAUGAACAUCCUCCAGCAACAUUUUAUCCAAGGGACGAUCUUCAUUGCGGAUCUUCCAAAAUCAUCAGUCUGAAUAUAUUUGUAUAUAUUGUCAAUAUUUUCCUACUGAUCGCCAGAUGAUCUAAUGUAAAUUAUAGUUUAUGUUAAUUGUUUAAAAGAAAGAGAAAACUUUAAAUGUAGAUCGACGUAUUAACAUUGUAUUUUCAUCAAGAAACGUAUCAAGCGAGCUUCAGCCUAAAUGCUCCAUGCGAAAUGAAUUAUUUUUUAAAGCUUAUUAAUAUUAUUGUUCAAUAAUUAUUAAUAACAUCGCAUUGAAAUUAUCAGGAUCGUCUUGGUUAAUAAUAGAAAAUAUAUAAACUUGAACAAUAAUAUUAAUGACACUUUGCGAAGAAGCAAAGACUUAAGCACGUUGACAGAAAAAGAAAACUUUAUUGAAGAGUUUUAAUUAAACAUUGUGAUUUAUGAAUGAUAUUAUAACGAACAAAGUUAUUCAUUGUAUAGAUAUUUUUUUGUUUAUUUGUUAUCGAACGUGUAUUAACUUGAGAGAGAAAUUACAAAAUGACUGGUUAAUUUUUUUUUCUUUUGAAAAUUGCUAUCAGUAUUUAACGAGUAAUUAACAUUCCUUGAAAACUACUUUACUAAAGUAUUACUCUUAUUAAUAAUGUAAAUUUCAUUUCCAAUUUUUGUGUAAUCUAUUUUUUAAGACUUGACAUGCUUUAAAUGUAUGAUUCAUUUAAUGGAAAUAUUGU
Molecule: messenger RNA, 2663 nt
Organism: Leptopilina heterotoma
Lineage: Eukaryota; Metazoa; Arthropoda; Insecta; Hymenoptera; Figitidae
Gene: Invadolysin
Product: leishmanolysin-like peptidase
Exons: 14
Coding region: 22-2034 (670 amino acids)
Biological process (GO): proteolysis; cell adhesion
Cellular component (GO): membrane; cytoplasm
Molecular function (GO): metalloendopeptidase activity
Source: RefSeq, a predicted model, not a curated record